This is a messenger RNA of Lates calcarifer (barramundi perch), 1886 nucleotides long. RefSeq names its product E3 ubiquitin-protein ligase TRIM21-like. The transcript has 2 exons. Gene Ontology annotation, molecular function: protein binding; zinc ion binding. The record is from RefSeq and is a predicted model, not a curated record. The coding region runs from base 157 to 1869 and encodes 570 amino acids. Lineage: Eukaryota; Metazoa; Chordata; Actinopteri; Centropomidae.
GAACGUCACACUCCAGAAAUGAAACUAAAGUCAGUCAGAGCAACAACGGAGCUGCAGUCCAGAUGAGUGUGUUUCUGUCUAAAAGAAAAUUAAAGUGAGUCCAUCAGGUCUUUGUCAACAACACAGCAGAGUCUCUACCAAACACUGUGUGUAGACAUGUCUGCUGCCAGCUGUCUGCUAUCUGAAGAUGAGUUUCUGUGCUCCAUCUGUCUGGAUGUGUUCACUGAUCCAGUCUCCACACCAUGUGGACACAACUACUGCAAAAACUGCAUCACUCAACACUGGAACACUGCUGACCAGUACCUGUGUCCGGUGUGUAAAAAGGUUUUUAACAUAAAACCCGAGCUGCACAUCAACACUUUCAUCUCUGAGAUGGUUGCUAAGUUCAGAAAACUCAACAAGUCAACUCAACAGAAAGCCAGCAGCAGCAGCUCAGAGCAACAAGUUGCCAAACCAGGAGAAGUUUCCUGUGACGUCUGCACUGGAACCAAACUGAAGGCCCUGAAGUCCUGCCUGGUGUGUCUGACCUCCUACUGUGAGACUCACCUGGAGCCUCAUCUGACAGUGUCAGGCCUGAAAAGACAUCAGCUGAUGGACCCUGUGGAGAACCUGGAAGACAGGAUGUGUACGAAGCACGAUAAACCUCUGGAGCUGUUCUGUAAGACCGACCAGACAUGUGUCUGCAUGCUCUGCUCUGUUUUAGACCACAGGACACAUGAGUUUGUUCCUCUGAAAGAAGAAUAUGAAGGAAAGAAGGCAGAGCUGGAGAAGACAGAGGCUGAAAUUCAGCAGAUGAUCCAGAAGAGACGACUGAAGAUUGAGGAGAUCAAACACUCAGUCAAGAUCAGUAAAGAUGAUGCAGACAGAGAGAAAGCAGAAGGUGUUCAGGUCUUCACUGCUCUGAAGGAGUCUGUUGACAGAGGCCUGAACCAGCUCAUAAAGGAGAUGGAAGAGAAACAGAAAACCACAGAGAAACAGGCUGAAGACUUGAUCACAGAGCUGGAACAGGAAAUCUCUGAGCUGAUGAAGAGAAGCACUGAGGUGGAGCAGCUCUCACUCUCUGAAGACCACCUCCACCUCCUCCAAAACUUCCCAUCCCUGAAAGCUGCUCCACCCACCAAGGACUGGACAGAGGUCAGAGUCCGUCCACCAUCAUAUGAGGGGACUGUGGUGAGAGCUGUGGCUGUGGUGAGAGCUGAGUCUCUCCAGCUACUUAUUGAAGAGGUGAAGAGGCUAUCCACUGAGGUUGAGCUGAAGAUGGUCAAUAAAGAGGAGAAGAAACUCUUUGAGGCUGAGCUGAAGAGGGUCCAGCAGUAUGCAGUGGAUGUGACUCUGGAUCCUGAUACAGCAAAUCCUAAACUCAUCCUGUCUGAUGAUGGGAAACAAGUUCACUGUGGUGAUGUGAAGAAGAAUCUUCCAGACAACCCAGAAAGAUUUAAACGUUACAUCACUGUUUUAGGAAAACAGAGUUUCUCUUCAGGCAGAUUUUACUUUGAGGUUCAGGUUAAAGGAAAGACUAAAUGGAAAUUAGGAGUGGCCAGAGAGUCGAUCAAGAGGAGGGGAAAAAUCACACUGAGCCUUAAAUGUGGUUACUGGGUGAUAUGUUUGAGAAAUGAGAGUGACUAUGAAGCUCUGGAUGACCCUUCAGUCCGUCUCUCUCUGAAGUCUGGUCCUGAGAAGGUGGGGGUGUUUGUGGAUUAUGAGGAGGGUCUGGUCUCCUUUUAUGACGUAGAUGCUGCAGCUCUCAUCUACUCCUUUACUGGCUGCUCCUUCACUGAGAAACUCUACCCGUUCCUCAGUCCAGGGCUUAAUGAUGGUGGUAAAAACUCUGCUCCUCUGAUCAUCUGUCCUGUCAAUCAAACUGAGUAAACUGAUAACUUACAUUA